Messenger RNA from Helicoverpa zea (corn earworm), 3287 nucleotides. RefSeq names its product BTB/POZ domain-containing protein 6-B (gene axed). Bases 451 to 1647 code for a protein of 398 amino acids. Gene Ontology annotation, molecular function: protein binding. The transcript is spliced from 2 exons. Gene Ontology annotation, cellular component: cytosol. Lineage: Eukaryota; Metazoa; Arthropoda; Insecta; Lepidoptera; Noctuidae. Gene Ontology annotation, biological process: neurogenesis. The record is from RefSeq and is a predicted model, not a curated record.
UUAUCAUCGGAGGUUCGGCGUGAGCGCGCCUCUUGCUCCGCAAGCCGCCGCUAAUAUUAGCAUGCGAGAGCGCGAGUCGGCUGCGAGUCGCACUGCACGCGUCGCUCGUGACUCGUGCUGAUCGCUGAAGCCGCGCGGCUCCGGGCGAGGUCGCGCAGGGCGGGCGGCGCGCGCCGGUGCGCCCCGGGCACCCUGCGAGCAAUACCACACGCACCACGUUCACUAUAGGACGUGCUCCUCACUCGCGACAACAUAAAUAUUACAAAUCAUUUGCAAUUCAUCAAAUCCAGAACUAUUGGGUAUUCAGUGAAGUGCUACGUCAGUCUAACGUGUCGAGACGCUCCACAUUUCCGUCGGGAGAUGAUUCACCACUGAAAUGUGAACAGAUUUUGCUUCUGUUUGACAGAUCAACGCACAUCACAACAGGUAGUGCAAUAGAAAAUCAUCAAAAUGACGGUGGUCACCAACCCAGCACGUACAAACUCAGACGAUGAGAUCGAGUCGGGGCACGAGAGCGCGGCGGGCGAGUACGCGGCCAGCGCGCUCGACAUCGAGGAGCACGCGCGCCUCUACGACGACGAGAAGCAGUCCGACAUCGUGUUCGUGGCCGGCAUCAACGGCGACACGUGGCGCUACCCCGGCCACCGGCGCGUGCUCGCCGCCACCAGCCCCGUGUUCGCCGCGCUGCUCGCCUGCAAGACCGACGUCAUCGUCGUCGACUACAUCGACCGGCGCGGCUUCGAGCAGCUCCUCCGCUACCACUACUGCGAGCCCACCCAGCUCAACUCAGUGGGCACGGCGCGGUGUGCCCUCGACGCAGCUUACAAGUUCUUGUGUGCGCCCCUUGCGGAGCGCUGCGCUCGGCGUCUAGAUGAAAUGUUAGACGCAGGAGUCGCAUUAGAGAUUCUGCGCGAUUUAAGGUUCCUUUGCGCAAGAUUACCUGGGGCUGCAUCCGCACCACCUCUACCGGCACUCUCCGACGACGCAGCAGCUCGCUCACUCGCACAAUGCUCGCGCUGGUGCGACUCUCUAGCUCACAAUGCACUGUUGGUGCUAGAUGACGACGCAGAUACCGCCCUGACUGAUGAACGACUCGAAGAGCUAACUUAUGAAGACUUAUCGCUGAUAGUAAAACGAGAUACAUUACGUGUGUCGAGUGAACUUGUGCUGGCCGAAGCUCUGUCACGGUGGGCCACAGCAGCCUGUAAGCGCACCAAGCGGGAGCUGACUUCAGCUAACAAGAGAGCGGCACUCGGAGAGCUCGCUUAUUGUCCGCGUUACUUGCUGCUGUCUGGAGAGGAGCUAGAUCGAGCUUUGGGCUUGGAACUUCUGGAGCCGAUGGAGCGCGCUUUAGUGACGGCGCGCGCUCGCAAGCUGUCGGCGCCGGUGCCGGUGGGCGCGGAGCAGGAGUCGCUGCUGCGGCGCUGGGCGCGGCCGCGGCCCGUGGAGCCGGCGGCGCUGCCGGUGCACCUGAGCCCGCGCUCCGAGCCGCCCGUGGACGAGCCGCAGCCCAGCAAGCUGUGCGCUCGCCGCCCCAAGCGCCCUAAGCAGCCCAGCUUCGCGCCAGAAGAAAAACGCAAAAAGAAAGGCUGCUGUGCAUGCUUCGGAGAGGGACUCCUACGAGCAUUCAUUUGUUUGUUCGACUGAGACAGGGAGCCUACUCAUGUGUAAGGUGGUCGUGUGGCAUUUUGACAAGUGUGGACAAAGUUAACUUUAAUAUAAAAUAAGACUCUCGACUGAGUGUUAAGUAAUGAAGUGACAAAAACUAAAAUACUUAUCUUUCCUGUCUAUCUGACUUCUUUUUCAUUGUAAAUGUUGGAUUAACUUUAUCAAAACAAAGUAUACUUUAAGUACAUACUUAUUCUAUUUAAUAAGAUUCGUUCAAUUACUUAACCACUUACGAAUAAAUAAAUUAAAUUCCAUUUGGAUAGACUUGGAGAGGUUCAAAAUGUAUAGAAUGCCAUCUUUUGUAUUUUUUUACGAAUAUAAAAUUAUAACUAUUCGUAAUAAUGUCUAACUUUUUGAGACUAUUUAGUGUUUUGUAGCAUUCUGUUAGAACUUAUGAUUUACUAUUAUGAAUAUAGUGUAAUUAGACUUAUUUUAUGCAGCUGAAAAUUUGAGGUUUUGAGUAACUAUUAUGAUUAUGGAGACCAUUUCAAGUCUGUGUUCAUUUAUACUUUAUGACUAGUUUGCUUAUGUGGGAAGAGAUCUUUGCUAGCUAAAUGCUAGGACGAAUAGUUCAAUAUAAACGCGAAGCCGCGUGUUCGUGUAGUAGAAUGUGUAUGUUGUGAUAUUUAUAUUAUUUUUAAUUAAUCACGUUAAUUUUACAUGUUUAUUAUGAUUACAUAUCAAAUUGUUUAACAAUUUGCAUUUAUUAACAUUUGGUGAUAUAAAUUGGUGCACAAAUUGUCAUUGUUUAGUUACGUUUCAAUUAGUUGUUAUUUACUAUAUUUUGUUGCAUUUAUUGACAAUUGUGUGCAAGAUAUUUCAAGAGGUUAUCUAAAGAUAACACGUGUAUCGAAGCAGUUCACUGCUGACAAUAAUUUUAAGUAAAUGUAGCCAAAACUUUCGAAGAAUUUAACGCCAAAAUUGUCUUAAAGUUGUAGUUACCUAUCUCAAACUAAAUCUAGAUGAUAGAUGUUAAUAACUUAGCAUGGGGCUAACCGACCGUGUGUGAAAAGGUGUCCCUACAUUAUCCCUACAUUAUCCCUACAUUAUUAAGUUAGUUUUUAGGUAACCUCUGAGAAUUGAGUAGCUUUGCUUAGUUAUAUUUAGACGAAUUGUUUAGUCUAAUUCUUCCAUAUUUUAGUGAAAUAGUCACCUAAAUAUUCACUAGUCGUAUACAAAGUACAUUAAUUGUCAAAGAUUUUUUGUGUAUAAGAUUUUUUUGAACAAACGUUCGCAGAACGUAUUACUUUUGUAAUGUACUUAGCUUCAAUUGUAAUCAAUUGUACGUAAAUUGUGCCAUAUCGGAUGUGGCUAUAUAAACAUAAAAUAGAAAUGAUUUUGGUGUCUUCAAUCGUACUUGGAUUAUAGAGAGUCACUCUCCAUUCAUUGAGUCUUAGCAAAUUAAAUAAAAAUGCUUUUUAUGUAAUUAAAUUACUUAUUCAAUGUAUGUCCGUGACGUUUUAAACGAAUAUUAAUGUGAAAUGAGAUUACUUAUAAUAGAGAUUUUUUCGCAAAUUAUUGUAUAAAUUAAUUUAUUGUAAUCAUGAAAUAUGUGUUCGGCUCAGAGCUGUCAAACAAGGAAACCCAUCCUGAGACAAAUAUAUGAUGUUAAAAUAUUA